Messenger RNA from Hylaeus anthracinus, 3373 nucleotides. It is a transcript of the gene Capr, whose product is annotated as caprin homolog. The transcript has 6 exons. Gene Ontology annotation, cellular component: cytoplasm. The coding region runs from base 45 to 1955 and encodes 636 amino acids. Lineage: Eukaryota; Metazoa; Arthropoda; Insecta; Hymenoptera; Colletidae. The record is from RefSeq and is a predicted model, not a curated record. Gene Ontology annotation, molecular function: RNA binding.
CCGUUCUAUUCUGAUUUCCAGUUCGCGUUUGUUGCCCGUGAAGGAUGCCUUCUGCCAACCCUAAACUAGAGAAACAGGCCUCUACGGAGACCGUAGAUCCCAUACGCCAAGCGAUCAUCGUUGUCGAACAUAAGAUACGGAAUCUCGAAAAGCGUAAGGUGAAAUUAGAGUCCUACAGGGAUCUGCAGAAAAAUGGUAGGGAACUAAAUGCAGAUCAAAAAACAGCGGUGGCUAAGUAUGACGAAGUUUUACAAACAUUGGACAUUACACGGGAAUUAUACAAACAAAUUGUUGGGAUUGCACACGAUGCGGUCAAGCAACAGAAAAAAUUGGCGAGAAAGGAAGCUAUUGAGAGAAUGCAACAGGAUAUUGCAAAAGUGAGGGAGGUUCUUCUUAUUCAGGAUGCUCUCAUGAAUAUGGGAUCAGAGUGUGUUAGAGAAGAUUUCCUUGCUGGAAAAAAUGGUGCUGUGAAAUUAUCAGAAGAGGAAUUAAAGUACUUGGAUAGUCUAUAUAAUGAAGUUAUGAUGAAGCAUAAUCGAGAUGAAGGAGAACCAACAUUUCUCCAGCAAGUACAAAAAAUAGCAGAACAUUAUGUGGCCAUUAUCGAAGGAAAACAGAGAGAAGUUGUUGGUACAACUUACAAUAAAUUAAAAGAAAUUAUCUCUUCCAUUAACCAGUGUGGCUACUUUGAUCAAGUUCAUGAAACUGAAGCUGCAACAGAGGAAGUUACAGAAGUAGUCACAGAGACACAAGUAUCCGCAACUCCUAUACAAGAACAAGUCAAUGAAGAAUACAAUAGUAGCGACAGACACAUUCCACCCGAGUCUAUGAUUCCUAUUCCUAAUUUUCCAGUACAAGUUACUCCUAUUCCUGUUGUUUCUGGCACUACUGCGGUUUCGGGUCCUAUUCCCGUAGUGGCGCAACCCAUUCCACCGCAUCCAGCUGCACCAGUCGAAACAUCUUACUACACAAACGCUACAGGAUUCGUUCCUCAACCACAGCCACAACAAACACAGCAAUCUCAAACUCAGCCACAGCCACCACAGGCUCCUAGAAUUAACGAUGUUAUAGGUACACCGAAUUUCUUUUUUCUGCAAGAAUCUGAGCUCGAUUCACCCGAUGUCGCAUCACAGGCACCCAUUGUUUCACACAUUCCUGCUGCUGUAAAUGCACCUAUUCCCUCGCAAACAUUUACAAAUCAAAACUUUGCAAAUGCACCAGUAGUAGCACAACAGGUGAUAUAUCAACAUCAACCACCACAGGAUAUGUCCCACAUUCCCGGAUUCGCUAAUCCUAAUCCACCUCCGCCUAUUCCAAUGCCACCCUCUCAUCAACAACCAAAUAUACAAUAUAGUCCACAGCAUCCUGCAAACUUUCAACAGCAACCACAACAAACUCCUUCGCCACAGACGCAGAAUUUUGAACAUCAACAAGAGAAUCAGCAGCAACCUGCAGAGGAAAAAGCUGAAGAAAUUCAAGAAGAAACGGCGCCACCUGAACCAGAAUUGGAACAACCAAAUGAAACUGUGGAUUGGUGUAAGAUGACCGAAUCCAACGACUGGAAUCAACCGGAACCAUCGCAGCCAUCUACUCAAGAUUCACAACCGACUCAACAGGCUUGGGGCGAUCAACAACGUAGUGGAUACAGGGGUAGAGGUGGGAGAAGAAGCGGUUCCAAUGGAUACAAUGGAAGGGGUAGGGGCGGUGGUUAUCAACAAAAUGGACGUGGCGGGCAAGGGACAUAUUAUCGUAAUGACAGUAAUUAUCAAAAUGGCUAUCAACAACGUUCUUGGGGAAAUAACGACGGAAACAGUGGUUACAACUCCGGCUAUAAGAGGGGUGGUGGUUUACUGAGAGGCGGAGGCCCCCGAGGUGGCCGAGGACAGUUUCGUGGCCAAAGGGGAGGAAACCGCGGGAGUUAUGCAACUCGUGGUAAACCUCACACGCAACAGUAAUAAAGAUGCGAUAGAGCAAUGCACAAUGAAACAUUAUAAUAAUGCUGUAAGAUCAUAAUUCAAUGGUCUAUUUAUGAAAGAACCUAAGUCGUAUUUUCAGCACGAGUAAAGCUUGAGCAAAGUAAAUAUUGCUCGUAAGUCGUAUACGUGUUUUAAUAUAUAAGUAGCAACUUUAACGUUUAAGAUUGUUAACCGAUAGUUUUGUCAAAUAUACGAAAGAACGUAAACGACUAUUAAUUGUGUCUUUAUGUGCGUUACAUUGAACAAAGAAAAAAUGAAAAUGGUGAUAUUGCGUGAUUUUUCACCUAAAAACGUUGCAUUUAAUCGUUCCGAUGCGAAAGAUGAGAACAAAUUAAUACGAAAAGAAAGACACAUUUGCUAUACUUUCCUGCGGCUUAGGAUAUUUCUUAAAUAAGGCAUUGAAUAAUCGAAAUUUUGCAUUUGAAUUUGGUAUCUGCGAUUGUCAGGGAAAAGAUCCUAUUAAUAUUAACGAAAUGAUUAUGCAUUGUGAUACAAGAAGAGAUCAACCAAAUUCAGAAGUGUGAACCCACCAUGCAAGUAUUAUUGUGUUGUGACAGAAGGCAGUUUUCACAGGGCAACAACAGCUGAUCAACAAAGAUUAGAAAUAUAAUUUUAUUAUAAAAAAAAUACAAAAAAAAAUGAGAACCCACAACAAAGCAUUUCACACAAAGACACAAGGAUGUAUUUAAAGAAUAACAUUAAAACGAUUACACGAAUAGAUGAUCUGCACGACCAUCUCUUUGUCUUGCGGCGUAUCGUUCUAGAGAAUUUUUUAAGAUGUCAGAAAAAAGAGGAUACAGUGAGCAAUGCCUUCUAACGCUAUAUAUCUUCUUAACUUCAUAUUCCAUCUUUGGUCUAUGAAUUUGCGAAGCGUUUAGGGAGUUAAAAAGUUAUCGAGAUUUAGUAGUCAAAAGGAACGAAAAGUUUGUGUAUUACGCAAAAAUCUCUAAAAGCGUUAUUUAUGAAAAAAACGUUUUGUUUGCUAUGAAUUGUCGCUCCCUCUUCUGUUUUUCUGUGUGAUUUCAAAAUUCUUCACGGUCGCUCACGCAGUUGGUCAAGUAAAAGAGAUUGCAGUGCAAUGUCAAGUUUAUGAAGCAACAUUACCUGAUUUUUUUUAUCGCAAAAUAUAUAUGAUUAUUUUUAAAAGAAAAGAAGCGAUAGUGCGGAGCUUUAGCAUGUAAGUUGAGUGUACAAUUUCUGACUAGAGCCAGACAAGGCGUGUUUGAAUACUACGCCACUGACAAAAAAAGCCACGCUCACCGCCAAACACGUGAUAAAGGAGUACCGUAUUGUAUUUCGUUUGUACAUUUGUGUUUAAUCACCUCCAUCUACAGUUAUGUUCGAAUAUCCUAUCAAUACCUAUGUAUCUUCCAAAUAAAGAUCUAAUUCAAACCCUG